Molecule: messenger RNA, 918 nt
Organism: Penicillium waksmanii
Lineage: Eukaryota; Fungi; Ascomycota; Eurotiomycetes; Eurotiales; Aspergillaceae
Product: BTB/POZ domain-containing protein
Exons: 2
Coding region: 1-918 (305 amino acids)
Molecular function (GO): protein binding
Source: RefSeq, a predicted model, not a curated record
AUGACUACGGUCAGGAUGGCUCCAACACCCGAAAACAGCUACCUGCUAGAUGCAUUUCUUCAAGGAACGUACUCUGACAUGAAGAUCACCUGUGGGGAUUUCACCUUCAAUGUCCAUCGCCUUGUAGUCUGCUCUCAAUCAUCCUUUUUGGAAGGUGCCCUGCGCGGUGGGUUCAAAGAGUCAAUCAACGGCGUCAUUGACCUACCUGACGACGAUAUCGAGUGCGUCGAGCGCAUACUUUCUUUUCUCUAUGUCAAGGACUACAACGAGACCGGUCAUACUAUGGACCUCAAGUCCCAGCUCAACUCGACUGCAACAGAUACCUCUCAGCACCCAUCGGCAUCUGUCCCUCAAGGAGCCCUCAACAAUAUCGACGUCUACAUCGCGGCUGACAAGUUUGGGAUUUCCAGCUUGAAGAAGUUCUCAGGGGCAAGAGUCAAGAGCUGGAUGAGAUGCAAUGUCAACAUAGAAUCCAGCGCCUUUAUGACUGCAGCGAACAAAAUCCUGGACUGUGGUCCUGACUAUGCCAUCGACCCUACCCUCGAAGAUUAUCUUGUCGAAGCAAUUUCGGAGAGUUUUUCCAAUUCCCUUGUGAAUCAGGCACUUGGUAAUGAUUUUUUUCCUUUGAUUCGGAAAUCUGGGGUCCUCGGCGCAGCACUUGUGGAGAGAUUGCAGGCCUUUAACAAGCAGAACACCACUGAAUGGAAGAAGAAAGACACUGAAUCGAAAAAGAAUGAAGCGAAAUCCCAAGUUCGUAUCAGAGACAUGGAGACUCGCUUAGCAGCUUUUUCGCGGGCAGCAGGAAAACUCCGGGCAACCACGAAGUGCAAGAGUCCAAGUUGCUCAGCGAGUGAGAAGUUCAUUGACGAGGUGGGUAUUGUCAAAGUUCGCUGCUGCAAAUGCAAUACGGAGCAAUAA